This is a messenger RNA of Phyllostomus discolor (pale spear-nosed bat), 1245 nucleotides long. Its product is annotated as melanoma-associated antigen B2-like. The record is from RefSeq and is a predicted model, not a curated record. Bases 1 to 1245 code for a protein of 414 amino acids. NCBI's taxonomy places the organism in Eukaryota, Metazoa, Chordata, Mammalia, Chiroptera, Phyllostomidae. Gene Ontology annotation, biological process: negative regulation of transcription by RNA polymerase II. The transcript has 3 exons. Gene Ontology annotation, cellular component: nucleus.
AUGAAGUUAGAGAAUGGGAAACUGAAAGUUGUGUGGCCGGAUUCUCAGACUUUGCCUGGCAUCCUGGUGACCACCUACAGUGCGACCUUUGGAAAUCCCAGCUCUCCCAGAGCAAAGGUGAGCUCACCCCCCAUCCCUGCCCUGGGGUCAAGCUCUGAGAGGCCCGAGGACAGCCGCGGGGCUGAAUUCGGCCUCGAAUGUGUUAGUGAGAAGGCCGUCCCUGCCCUGAGGAGUAAGCUCCGAGCUCAGGAGAAACGUCGCCAAAACAGAGCUGAGGCACAAAGUCUUAAGAGUGCCGAGGCCGCUACAGGAGAAGAUGCAGAGGCCGCUUGCUCCUCCUCUUCAGUUCUGGCAGGUGCACCCUCAAGUGCCACUGGUGCUGGUCCUCUCCAGACACCUUCGAGUGCCCCAGCCACCACCAGUGCCACUGCAGGUGUUUCGUGCAAAAGAUCUGCUGGAAAAGCCAAAGGCCGUGUUUGCAAGAGUAAAAGUUCCUCCCAGGCCUCACCUUCCCCUGAAAGCUUUGCCCUAGAUAUCCUGACCCAGAAGGCCAGUCACUUGGUAGACUAUCUUCUGAAUCAGUAUCAAAUGAAGGAGCCCAUUAGAAAGACAGACAUGCUGAAGAUAGUCCACAAAUGGUACAGGAAGGACUUUUCUGAGAUUCUGAAGAUGGCCUCAGACCACAUGGAUCUGGUGUAUGGUCUAGAACUGAAAGAAGUCAAGCCCAAUGGUAACUUGUACACCCUCGUGCAAAAUGAAGAUGCCACCAGUGAUGAGAGUGUGAGCAGAGCCUGGACUUUUCCUACCAAAGGGAUUCUGAUGCCUGUCCUGAGUGUGAUCUUCUUGAAUGGCAACCGCACCUCUGAGAAGGAGAUCUGGGAAUUCCUGAAUAUGAUGGGCAUCUAUGAAGGAAAGUCUCACUUCAUUUUUGGAGACACCAGGAAGCUUAUCACCCAAGAUUUGGUGCAGGAAGAAUACCUGGUGUACCAGCAGGUGCCCAACAGCGAUCCUCCACGCUAUGAGUUCCUAUGGGGUCCGAGAGCCCAUGCCGAGACCAGCAAGAUGAAAAUUCUGGAGUUCGUGGCCAAGAUGAAUGAUAGAGUCCCUACUUCCUUCCCAGCCUAUUAUGCAGAAGCUUUGAAAGAUGAGGAAGAGCGAGCCCGAGCUGCACUCAAGGCUAGCGGCCCUUCCAAGGCCAGCAGUGACCCCAGACCCGCAUCCAGCCACUACCCGCAGCCUGAGUGA